This is a messenger RNA of Magallana angulata, 2080 nucleotides long. RefSeq names its product G protein-activated inward rectifier potassium channel 2-like. Gene Ontology annotation, biological process: potassium ion import across plasma membrane; regulation of monoatomic ion transmembrane transport. Gene Ontology annotation, molecular function: inward rectifier potassium channel activity. Lineage: Eukaryota; Metazoa; Mollusca; Bivalvia; Ostreida; Ostreidae. The record is from RefSeq and is a predicted model, not a curated record. The transcript has a single exon. Gene Ontology annotation, cellular component: plasma membrane. Bases 122 to 1189 code for a protein of 355 amino acids.
AUACGCACUCAGGUAGGAAAGGUAAAGCAAAUGAUGUCAUUGGCGCGCUAUAAAAAAUAACACCAGGAAAAAUUCCCUCUAGACACAUUCCUGUCGCGUCGACCUUAACAAGACACCGGGGAUGAAAUCGUUCAACAUGGACAGUUGUGUCCGACCUCGCGCGGAUUCCGGCACGGACAUGGAGGACGAUAAGCGGAGACUGGUCAGUAAGCAGGGGAACUACCGGGUCCGACUGGAAAACGUGGACACGAACAUCCUGAAGAACUACCUCAGGGACGCCUUCACAACGCUUCUGGACGCAAAAUGGCGCUGGAUUUUACUGAUCUUCGUAAUGGGAUUUAUUCUGACUUGGACGGUGUUCGCUUGUUUUUAUCUGUUGUUUAGUUAUAUAAAUGGGGAUUCUCUAGAUACCCUAGAUUCGUACGACCACGAUCACUGUAUCACAAAUGUGUAUGACUUCACCACAGCUUUCCUCUUCUCUGUGGAGACACAGCACACUAUAGGCUAUGGUUCUCGGGCGUCCACAACCGCCUGCCCCCAUGUAGUGCUUUUAGUUUUCCUUCAAUUCAUCUUCGGGAUCGGGGUACAGUGUCUGACCGCUGCUCUCGUGUUCACAAAGCUACAAAGAUCAAAGAAGCGCGGGGAUGCUAUAAUAUUCAGUCAGCAGGCGUGUAUGGGGAUUGUUGACGGUAAAUGGCAGCUCAUGGUAAGGGUGGGGGACUUCAGGCGAUCUCAUCUUGUGGAUGUUAAAGGGGCGGGGAAACUGAUCAAGAGAACUCCAAUCUCAAACACAAACCAAGAGUUCCUAGACUUAGUCCCCAUCGAUUUUAAAUCGGAGGGUGGCGGUGACACCCUGACUCUUUUGUGGCCCGCCGUAUUGUAUCACACAAUCGACGAGAACAGCCCAUUAUGGCCUCCCGAAAACCUCCACCUGUUCGGGGAUUUCUCGGAAUUGAUUGUGACGAUAGAGGGCGUGAUAGAGUCGACGAGCCGCGUGAUACAGGUUCGAACCUCCUACCUUCCCGACGAGAUCGUGAUGGGGUGUAAGUUCCAGACGAUCAAUCCGGGCAUCGACGAAGACGGCAAGUACCACUGUAGCUACUUUGACAUCAACACCAUGUGUCCCGUGAUGCAGAAUACCCCGCGAGGGAGAAGGAGGGUAGACUACCUUAACGAACAAUUCAUGUAAUGGGGAACAUCUUAAAGGGAGGCGAAGGUUGGACUACCUUAAAGGAUCAAAUUCGUGAAAAAGGGAAUACUAAAGAGAGAGACAUAGAGUAGGUUACAAUUCAUGUCGAGGAUAACUUCCAAAAGGGAGGCAGUAGAGUGAACAACCUUAAAGUAACAAAUUCAUGAUCAUGUGUUGGAGAACACCCAAAAGCGAGGUGAAAGGUGAACUACCUUAAAGUAACAAUUUAUACUGAUGGAACACCAGUAAGGGAGACGGGGUACUAGUGAUGCUGUAUGUACUGUUAUAUAAAGAUAGCAUAUACUGAUGCUGACUACUAGUGAUGCGGUAUGUACUGUUAUAAAAGAUAGCAUAUACUGAUACUGACUAGACCUUACCCCAAUACACAUCCCUGGAGUAUGUGUUCGCUCAGACAGUGCUAGUCAUCAAUGUCUCCCGGCAGUGUUUACUACAGAAGUGAAUCAUUGUGAUAGAGACAUCUUACUUAACAGUCUUAUUCUAUACAGUGUCUAUAUGUGAAUACUACAGUACGUGCACUAUUAGUUUACCAUACACCACUAUACUAGUGGUUGUAUAUACGGGACCGAGUCGCAGUGAGGACGUGUGACGUCAUGUAGAGGACAUCACGCGGACGACCAAUCACCGCGCUCAUCUCUGUCAGUAUUGGACCAUUUCCUCAUCGAUCACAAGUUUUAUUGUGGUUGCCUUACUGAACUAUCAAGAAAUCGUAUAUUAUUUUACGUAUAUAUUUGUGCCAAGUUUUGUUCUCUAUCAACUGAUAUUUUAUAAACUUUCAGUAUCUAAUUGUUAUGUGACAGUUAAUGAGUUAUUUAUUAUAAAAAAAACCGCAUUAAAUCAUUACAAAAAUAUCAAAUAAAUGAAUGAAUAAAA